Phanerochaete carnosa HHB-10118-sp is the source of this 1504-nucleotide messenger RNA. RefSeq lists its product as uncharacterized. The transcript is spliced from 12 exons. The record is from RefSeq and is a predicted model, not a curated record. The coding region runs from base 103 to 1461 and encodes 452 amino acids. Lineage: Eukaryota; Fungi; Basidiomycota; Agaricomycetes; Polyporales; Phanerochaetaceae.
CUCAGUCCGCUGUCAUCGCCUUCGUCGUCCAACUACAUACUCUCUCACUCCCUCAUAAGACGCUCCAAAUCGCAAGUAUCCUGUCUACGGUUGUACAAUAGUAUGGAAGAGCUCAGCAAAGACCCGGAGCUGGCGCCUAGCUUGGUUAAACUCCUCAGCGAGAAGCUCGCGCACACGCGCAAAGCGUUGGACCAGGCUAAACAAGAAAACCAAGACCUCCGAGAUGAAAAUACGCAGCUGCGAGCGCAGAAGGCAGAUGCGUUUGCCAGCGCGUCUGCAGAAGGAGAUGUAGGACUGAGAGGCGAUAUGUUACAGGAGCUGGAACGUGUGCGUGAAGUACUGGCAGAGAAAACUGCGCAGCUUGAGGAGCUCUGUGGGGAGAAUGAGAACAUGGAUGCCGAGCUUAACCACUACCGCUCGAAGAACUCGUUCGUUCUGACAGACGAAGUGAUCAAAGAUGCCAAGCCGCUAACGAGCUGUUUGGCGCGACUCUGUCCUGCGAGGAAUGAUGUUCGGAAGCUGCAUCAGCAAGUCCAGGAACUGCAAGAGCGAAUUUCACAGCAAGAUGCAGCCAGCCGUGACAAGGAGCUCGAACUUCAGGAAAAGUUAGACAAGGCAACUGCAAAGAAGAAUAAAUACAAGGCAAAGCUGCAAUCCAUCACAGAGGCAAAUGAAGCGCAAAAGCGUGAUGUGGAGCCCCCUGUGGAUGUCCCUAGAGAACCAACGAAAGCAGUGGCACAGCAGGACACUAAAAAUACUGAGAGCAAGGAUGAGAAGGAAAACAAUGAGGACAAGGAAGACGUCGAUAUACACAGAUGCUGCUUAUCUCCCAAUCGUAGGCUGAUAAAUCUUCCCAAGGAAGUAUCAAGAAUCUCGACCGCUGGCAAUUUCUUCUUCCGACCGGGAAGCACUGUGAUGAUCUAUCCACACGGAGAUGGGAAAGAUGUGCGUAUCCUGGGCUCGACAUCGGUUUGCGACCCUGCAACGAGCCCGUUUGCUUGGACACCUUCGGGUAACAACCUAGCAAAAAUGGUGGGUAACAUACGCGAGCUCUUCUAUCUUGCGGGCCCGAGGGACGUGCGCUACCUGGGAACCUAUCGCUGCGUCACAGCAGGCAUAUACUCGAGCAAUGAGUUUCGUCAACUUCAAAAUCAGGUCAAGGAAGAUAUCGUAAAUCACUCGAUUGCCGGUGGUCUGUGGGCUACGAGGGGCUUAACCGAUGCCACGAAGAGCGCGAUCCACAAGGCAUACACCAAAGGCCUAGCGGAAGUGGAGUUUGUGCACCUCGUUUUUGACAACUUCAAUUACGAAUACUUUAAUGCCUUGCUCAAGCUAAAGGAGGCAGACGAGAAGGUGCACCAUGCCACGAAGACAUCUCAGAAGCGGAAGUUCGGACAGGACGCAGCGACAGAAGAUUCUUCUGUGCAAAAGUUGUCCAAGAAAUGCAAGAUGGCAAAGUAACGACGCUCAUUGACUACGAUAUCUCCUGUAGUUCACAUAUGCG